Meleagris gallopavo (turkey) is the source of this 1867-nucleotide messenger RNA. The record is from RefSeq and is a predicted model, not a curated record. Lineage: Eukaryota; Metazoa; Chordata; Aves; Galliformes; Phasianidae.
UUCGGGCCGUGCGUUGUCGCGGGGACCCUGUGGCACCGCCGCUCCUGGGACCGGGGGACUGGGGGUGUGCGGGAAGCCCGGUGCGGUGUAACUCUGGGCCUGGCGGAAAUCCUCUGCAGCCCGUGUGCGACCGGCGGCUGCACGCUGCCAUGCAGUGAGGGGAAGUGAGCGGCGAUCGGCACCCAGAGUCGCUCCGCCCGUGUGCCAGGUCCGGUGUUACGGCUCGGGAUAAGCGCCGGCCGUGUGCCAGGAGAGAAGAAACGCGCCGUCCUCCACACGCGGCUCACCGAGGUCUCCUUUGUCGCGAAGGCCUCCCGAGUUCGGGUCGCAGGAUGGGCUGUUGGCCCCGUGCGCACCGCAGGGGUCUGUAAGCGCUGGCUGUGAGCUGGGCCUGUCAUACUGCUCAGUACCCACUAAAUCUGAAAGGCCAGAGGACCAUCAGAACUUACCUUCCACAAGCCUCAUUUGGCCAAGACCAUUGUGCAUUACAGAUCCCCAAGAUGUUAAGUAUUAAGGUUUGUCCCUGUGAUUUUAUAGGAGCAGAAAUGAAUUCCCCAAGCAAAGGGCAAUGGCUGACCCAUGAAGAACUCACCUCACCUCCUUCUAUCCUUCAUUAGAAAAGGAUUUAAAGAGACAUGGAACUUGAAAGAAUCAUUAGAGACACACUGACAUGCUUCAUCCAGUCCCACAUCCCUGCUGCAGACCUCAGUGGGAUGGAUGAAGUUUUCUUCUCUUACAUUACGGGUGUCCUGGAAGAGCUGGGUUCACCAGAGUCCUCUGAGGAAACCUUUGACAUGGACACCUUUGUGGAAAUGAUGGAGGCAUAUAUCCCUGGCUUUGCAGAAAUUCAGAGUGGGAAUGUUUGUGAAAUGAUGUUCUCUCUCUCAGAAAGGCUUGGUGAAGCACGUAACAAAGAAAAACCUAGCCAAAAAGCUGUGGAAAGCAGAACAGAAGUGCCCUCUGAAGACCUGACCAAAGGCCAGGAGCCUGGAGCUGGAGUCUGCAAAGAUGAAAGGCUGUGCACACCUACAGACGGAGCUGGGGCACAGGCAGGCGAUGACUUGAAGGGUGGAGUGGAGCUGCUGCUGGAGAUGUUCCCGGCCUGUACUGUAAGCCAGGCAGAGAAGGCACUAGCGAUGGCCCUGGGUAACUUGGAAGAAGCAGUGCAGUUAAUUGUGGAAGACAAGGUGGAAAUCGGUACAGCAGGUGCAAAUGUGAAGGAGUUGGUGCGGCCCCGCAGAGCGCCCAACCAUGAGGAACUAAAGCAGGUUAUCUUACAGAAAUAUAUGAUGGUGGAUAGUGCAGAAGACCAGAAAACACAUCGACCAGCUCCACCGAAAGAGGCUCCCAAGAAGCUGAUCCGCUACAUCGAUAACCAGGUGGUGAGUACAAAGGGAGAGAGGUACAAAGACAUAAAGAAGCCAGAGAGUGAGGAGAUGAAGAAAACUUACAUCAGCCUCAAACCAGCCAGGAAGUACAAGUUCCACUGACGGCCAUGUCCUCCUGCUCUUCAGCAGCCACCUCACUGACCAGGUGUGGAGGAUGGACAUGUGGCAGUAGGGAUGAAGGGACUCCCCUACCCAACACUAACUGGAACUAACCUAGGAGCCAGGACACUGCUUUCAGCUUCCUGAACUAACCUAGCUGAUAAGGUCAAGUCUCCUCUCCUUGUGUAGCUGCCCUUCUGCCCCUGGGGCACACCACAAUGGUUGUUGGGAGCCUGGGCGUUCUCUGCUAUUCCUUGCAUGGGACAUUAGAUCUAAAAAUUGUAGCUUGUGGUUUUGCAGCAAGCUUUUUAGAAAUCUCUGUGCACUGUUGCUUUGAGUGCAAGUGUUAAUAAAGACAGUGUGACUUGGUGUGUAUUUCA